UUAUGGCGCACUGCUUUUGUAAUUCGCGCAUAUCGAAGUAAGUGAAUCAGACCUCCGCGCGCGCAAGACCGCCGUCUUGACUACGUCUUGCGUUUCGCUGAUACCGCGAGAUCCUCGAGGAAGGCGAAGAGGGUGUUCGAGCGAUUGGAGUACCGGAGUACCUCCAAUUUCUGUUCUGUACUUACGAUAUAAACGAUCUGACAGCGUUGAGAACGGAUUCGAGAACCGAAUUUGUUAGCUUCUUCGUCGACGCCGUCAUCAUCACGGGAAGGUUUUCGUCGAAAAUUAAUUCAGCCCUGCUUGUCAACACGGAAUCGUCGAAGGAACAAUGUCUGACGAACAAUUCUCCUUGGUGUGGAACAGCUUCCCAACAAACCUGUCAUCAGGUUUGUACACUUUGCUGACAGAUGAGCAGCUUGUGGACGUCACGUUGGCUGCCGAGGGUCAAAUUCUGCGCGCCCACAAGUUGAUACUGUCAGUCUGCAGCACGUAUUUCCGAGAACUUUUCAAGGGAAAUUCAUGCAAGCAUCCCAUUGUCAUCCUGAAAGAUGUCAAUUAUCGAGAUCUAUCAGCUAUGCUGCAUUUCAUGUAUCAAGGGGAGGUCAACAUCAAGCAGGAGGACAUUGCCAGCUUUCUGAAAGUCGCAGAGGCUCUACAAAUAAAAGGAUUGACCACAGAUGCAGAUGAGAGAUUUAAGGAAACUCUCAGGAAAAAUGACGAGGACUUUGAGGAUCGCGGUUUCUACGAAGUGGAGAGGGAUAAAUGCGAUCCCGGCAAUACGGACGAAAAUCUUUCCACGUUCGGCAGACUGACACACAUCGUGAAGGAGCAGUCAACGACGAGACAGAGCACCUCCACGGAGGAUGUCUCGACGAGAGAGCGACCGUUUACCAAGCAAACGUCAGCUAUCACUAAUGAAGCUUGCUGGCAAAAUUGCACGGAGGCCGAUUAUGGUGUCCCGGAUGCACGGACAACGUUCAAUGAGAGGAGCAGAAGCACGGAUGCCAUGCCAUGCAGUGUGGAAGACCAACCGUUGGACUGUACGUCUGAUGUUAGUCAGCCAAGUCAGUCGACCAAGGUCGAACCACUGGACUACACGAUGGAGUGCAUGGACACGGACUCGGGAUAUAGAUACCCAUCGGAUAAAAAAAUGCUCUAUUCUGGCAACGCUGAGGAUGCGCCAAAACAAGAUUUUGCGCCAGAUACGCAGUUAGUUACCUACAAUCAGAAUUCACAAACUCAGCCGUUUGGCUCGAUAGGCGACACAGCGACUUAUCCAAGUGACUUCACGUAUGAGACGACGAAUUCGAGUAAUAAGGGACGGCGUACUGUCAAAGGUAUCCCCAACAGCAGUUUGCCGUUGGAGACGACAUUGCGCGUCGUUUCCGAGCUGGGACCGACGUUACGCAUGGAGCACGGCAAGAUAAUACGCAUGUACGCGUGCCCGUGGUGCCUACGUCAGUUCACGCGCAAGGAGAACCUCAAGCUUCACGUUCGUUAUAUUCAUGGUCCGCUUGAAAGUCUCACGUGUAAGCUUUGUGGCAAUAAAUAUAAGAAUAGUAACAGUCUGCGUGUACACUCAUACCUCUAUCACAACGCCAAGCGGGAUAAGAGCAGCAAGUCACUGUCGACCGGCGACGACGGUGUCAGCCUAGAUGAUGGCGACGGCGGUACCGGUGACAGCGGUGGUGACGGCGUGUGAAGGGACAGUUCUUCUAUUGAGAAGUUCUCUUUUCUUUUGAGCCCGUCUUUUGAAAAACGAGACAACGAGGACUAACGAGAAAAAUGACAGAAAUGACGAAAGCGAUAAAUCGCGACUGAAAUUUGUUAUAUAUUUAUAUUUCGCACACAUGCUACAACUCGCACACAGCCUAGACACAUAAGUACCGAUUAUUUCUAUACGAUGCUAGUUAUCGAGAGAUUUAUAUAGAAAUAAAGCGCCUUAUUGUAUA
This is a messenger RNA of Monomorium pharaonis (pharaoh ant), 1952 nucleotides long. Its product is annotated as protein tramtrack, beta isoform. The record is from RefSeq and is a predicted model, not a curated record. Gene Ontology annotation, cellular component: nucleus. The transcript has 6 exons. Gene Ontology annotation, biological process: regulation of transcription by RNA polymerase II. Gene Ontology annotation, molecular function: protein binding. Bases 329 to 1702 code for a protein of 457 amino acids. NCBI's taxonomy places the organism in Eukaryota, Metazoa, Arthropoda, Insecta, Hymenoptera, Formicidae.